Messenger RNA from Rhododendron vialii, 2645 nucleotides. Its product is annotated as probable protein phosphatase 2C 15. Gene Ontology annotation, molecular function: protein serine/threonine phosphatase activity. The record is from RefSeq and is a predicted model, not a curated record. NCBI's taxonomy places the organism in Eukaryota, Viridiplantae, Streptophyta, Magnoliopsida, Ericales, Ericaceae. The transcript is spliced from 8 exons. Gene Ontology annotation, biological process: protein dephosphorylation. Bases 736 to 1959 code for a protein of 407 amino acids.
UCCCCAUAACUUCGUAUACAUGCGUACAUGUUCUCGCCAUUUUUUUGUUAUUUUUAAUUAGAACCUGUUUGGGGAUUACAGUUCAUCUCUCGUCAUCAAUCCCGCGUUUUCUCUGCCGUGUAACAUUUCUCCUGCUUCUUCUCGUUCAUAUGUAAUCGCAUUUUCGGUUCUCGGUAGCAAUCAGAUCUGCAUUUCAAGCAUUCUCUCGGUCUUGGGUUGGCUUAGGUCCAAGAUUUUGCAAGUUUAUUCCAUUUUCAUUGUUCGAUUGUGAACCGUUUGAUAAGGUCCGAUCCUGGGCUUCGUUGCGUCGUGGAGGCGAGUCGGUACCGAAUGGGUUGACACAAGAUUCUCAAGAAUUGAUUUGGUGGGUCGAAUAGGAAAUUUUCUUUAUAUUUAUUCUCUUUCAUCAGAUUUCCAGCAUUUGCACCAAGCCCCCAACCAACAAAUGGGUUUGUUCUGGAUCUUGGCUUGACAUUAGUAUGUGUUUGUAACUUCUAAUGCAGAUGAAAUUUGAAGCAUCAAAGGGUUGACUUUGUCAAGUAUUUGAAUUGGGUUUGUUAGAAUAUUCUUUCUUGCAUGGAGAAAUUGAUUCCAAAGUUGGAAUCUUCGGGGAAGGCUUCCUUGUAUGUUUUGAUGAAAUGUUCGACACAGAGGAAGUUGAUCUGAUUUGGGUAUAAGGGAUUAGAGAGUUCAGUGGCAUUGGGGGAGCUGAGAGGGACUUCGUGUGUGUUAGAUAUGGGGUCUAGGGAUGAGAGGCGCCCCCAUAAUCUUGUGCCUCUCGCUGCAUUGAUCAGUAGAGAGAUGAGGAGCGAAAAGAUGGAGAAGCCAACUUUGAGAUAUGGGUAUGCUGCACAGUCUAGGAAAGGGGAGGAUUAUUUCUUGAUGAAGACUGAUUGCCAAAGGAUUCAGGGGAAUGCUGCUUCGGCAUUUUCCGUUUUCGCCAUUUUUGACGGGCACAAUGGGAGUGCUGCGGCAACAUUCUCAAGGGAUAACUUGUUGAAUCAUGUGCUGGGUGCUUUUCCUCGUGGACUUGGGCGGGAUGAGUGGCUUCAAGCUUUACCUCGGGCAUUAGUUGCAGGUUUUGUGAAGACUGACAAGGAGUUCCAGAGUAGAGGGGAAACUUCUGGAACUACAGUUACAUUUGUAAUAGUUGACAGAUGGACUGUGACAGUUGCAUCUGUUGGAGACUCCCGUUGCAUUUUAGACACUCAAGGGGGUGCUGUCUCUGAGUUGACAGUUGAUCAUAGACUUGAAGAAAAUGUGGAGGAGAGGGAACGUGUAACUGCUAGUGGGGGCGAAGUUGGGAGGCUUAGCAUCGUUGGCGGUUUAGAGGUUGGUCCCCUACGUUGCUGGCCUGGAGGUUUAUGCCUUUCAAGAUCAAUUGGAGAUAUGGAUGUUGGAGAAUUUAUUGUUCCAAUACCUUUUGUUAAACAAGUGAAGUUAUCGAGUGCUGGAGGAAGGCUUAUAAUUGCUUCUGAUGGCAUAUGGGAUGCAUUAUCCUCAGAAUUGGCUGCAAAAGCUUGCCGUGGCUUGCCUGCUGAACUUGCUGCUAGGCAAGUUGUGAAGGAAGCACUGAAGACAAGGGGAUUGAAAGACGAUACAACAUGCAUAGUUGUUGACAUAAUUCCUCCUGAUAAUUCAAUACAGCCUCUACCUACUCCGAAAAAGCAAAACAAGCUCAGAGCUCUAUUCUUCAGAAAGAAGUCCCAUGAUUCUGCUAACAAACUAUCUAAGAAGCUAUCAGCUGUAGGUAUCGUAGAAGAAAUAUUUGAAGAAGGCUCAGCAAUGCUUGCUGAAAGGAGUAAUCUUGCUGAAAAUCUUGGAUGGGUGUUUUGCUCAGACUCUAAUGUAAUAGUGAAUCUGACCUUGAUUGUAUUACUGGAUGCCUUGAGUAAAAUUGGAGAGCAACGAUCAAUUGGGGCUUCCAAUGUGCAAAUACCUGUAAACAAACAUGUUUGAGGAACAUGAAUGAUACACUGAAAAUGCCCAUAGACCACUGAAUUCACGUGGCGAGGGGGAGUUUAAUCACUUCACUCACUGAACUCUCACAUCAAAAGGUUUUGUGAUUAAUUAUGGAGGUUACUAGUAGGGGAAUGGGAAUGUAGAGAAGUUUUCGGAUUUCAAUUUUGUUAUGAUUUGUUUACACUCUGAACUUGUGGGAAAUGGAGAAUUCUCAUGCUUGAACCUAUCACGUGUAACUAUGGUAAAGUAUCCUCCACCUGCUGCCCAGCCCCACCAACAAUUGACAUAAUUUAUCCACCGCCUGGUCAAGGGAAUACAGUACAUCCUUGUAUGGUUUUGAGUUGGAUCUGUAAGAUUGCUCAUCAUAAGGCCUGGCUGGAACCUGAGCUCUCCUAAUGGUGGUUUAAAACUCUAUGAAGAUCAUGUAUCCCAGUGUUUGGCACAGCACCAGCAUUUAAUUGUUGGAGUCCCACUUAAUUGUUGGACACAAAUCCUCUUUGCUCAUACAAGUAUCCAGCAUGGGUACUUUCUGCCUUCAGAAAUGUGACAUAGCUUCACAUGAUUUUGUGUUUUUGUCCGUUUGGCAUUUCUUAGAGGAUUUUCUUUACCCAUGAGUUUUCUGAUAGGACUUAAGGCAGAAGAGAAAAGUGUGGGUAAUUGGGCUUGCAUCAAAUUUUGUGAUG